Molecule: messenger RNA, 1581 nt
Organism: Lasiosphaeria miniovina
Lineage: Eukaryota; Fungi; Ascomycota; Sordariomycetes; Sordariales; Lasiosphaeriaceae
Exons: 3
Coding region: 1-1581 (526 amino acids)
Source: RefSeq, a predicted model, not a curated record
AUGAGGAAGGUUACUGCGAAUCGGGACAAGAUGCCCACUAGGCCCUGCAUCCAGAGAGCGCCAUGGCUCGGUCUCACGUCCCUGAUCGGCAUGGUGGCAUGUAUGGUGGCCUCUGCUAUUGUGGUCUCGGUCUCACACGACCAAGUCGUUGCGUCCUGGACCAUCCCACCCGCCGUCUUUGUCGCCGUGUUCUCCCUCACGUCCAGCAUCGCAUCCAGCGCUGCUCUGGGAGCGGGCAUCGCCGUCCGCUUUUGGCGUGGUGCUUCCAGCGGAACCCGGAUCUCUCAGCUCCACUACAUCUGGAAUCACGGCCGCGGGUUCAACCUCUUCCCCGCCCUCCGCGCCGGCUCCAGGGCCAGAGCCGUUGCACUGCUAGUAUCGCUCUCUUACGUGAUGCAGUUUGCAGCCACGCCCCUCCUGCAACGGUCAACAUUUCAGACCACCCAAGACCGUGUCAGCUUCGAGUCGCUGUCACUCGACCUGGCCAGCCGUAUUCCUGACGGGUGGUUCGGCGACGUCUACGACGGGGAGCUUGCCGAGUUCAAACACGGCCUUUUCGAGAUCCAGCAGUGGUGGCGCAGCGAGCCCAUGGUCACAAAUGUCGAGGGGGGGCAUACCUGCGCCGACAGCACAUGCUACGGCCACGUCCGGGGCGCGGGCUUCAGCUACCAAUGCUGGACCACGCAGCAGACUCUGCAGCUGGACACCGAGACGACCAACAACGCGACCGUCUUCUUGGUCGACACAGCCAUCAACGACAACGCCACUCUGCGCUUGACAUCCAAGUACGUCUCGGCCGUCGACAGCAACUGCAAGUCCAUCAUCCAAGUCGAAACAUGCGACCUCGCCGCCGCGACCGCCGAGUACCCCAUCGCCAUCCAAAACUCGACCAUCUCACUACGACGAGACGAGCUCAUGACCAUGCCCGUCACAUCAUCGUACGCAUCCCCAGGAGACGCACCCGGUGCGCCCUCCGGCUCAGGAGCCGGCCCACUAGUCAGCCUGGUGGAGUUCGCCAUCACCCGGCUCACCGACAACGCCACUAAGACCUUCAGCCCGGAGAUGAACAUGUCCAGCUACCGCGGACCAGGCGCCCUCGCUGACAUAUUCCUUGCCUCGCCCGACGCCCUCCCCCGGAACGAGCGGUGCCGCCUCCAGUGGUCCCGCCCAACCGAGUACGUGCUGGCGUCCAUGUACGACUUCAUGUUCCGAUGCGCGCUGCACGCGGGGAGCGACAUCUCCGAGGCGCAGAAUUUCACGGCUCGGCGGACGGUGCCCACGGCAGUGUUCCAGGCCGACGCGCGGUACCUGGCUGGUGCGCUGGCUGCCAUGGCGUGCGGGCUGGUCCUCGUCGCGGCGCUGCUGUGGAACUUCUGGCUGCUGGGCAGAAACGUCACGCUGAGCCCGCUGGAGAUUGCCUCGGGGUUUGGCGCGCCUGUCCUGCGGGAUGUGAUCGGCCGAGGUGGCGGGGACGCGACUAUUGACGAGAUACUGGCCAAGGGGGGAAAGGGGGCAGAUGGGAGCGUCUUAGUGGCCGAGAAUCCUAUGGUUCUUAAUUCGUCAGACCAGCGAUUGGCCUAA